Molecule: messenger RNA, 900 nt
Organism: Cinara cedri
Lineage: Eukaryota; Metazoa; Arthropoda; Insecta; Hemiptera; Aphididae
Source: the annotation of a GenBank genome assembly
AUGGCUGUAGUUGACUUACCUAAAAUACCGGUGCAGGAAGAAUAUUAUUAUCGUCAAUUAUCUGUCAAUACUUUUCGUAUUCAUAAUUUAAACACGAAUAAUUUAUUUUGUUAUGUUUAUCAUGAAGCAACAGCAAGAAAAACGCAAAAUGAUGUAUGCUCUUUUUUGGUUCAUUAUAUCAAUAGUUUUGUUGAUGAUGAUGUUGAGGAAUUGCAUUUGUUUUGUGACAAUUGUGCUGGGCAAAACAAAAACCACGCAUUACUCAGAAUGAUUAUGGCUCUAGUUGAAAUUAAAAAAUUCAAAAAAGUUCAGGUGUUUUUUCCACAAAGAGGACACUCGUUUUUGCCGUGUGAUCGUGACUUUGCAUUGAUAAAAAAGCAACUGAACAGAGUGGAUUGUCUAUACACUUUAGAAGACUAUAUAGAACUUAUUUUAAAAUCAUCAAGAAACCCAGAAAAAUUGUCAGUGUUUCUAGUUGAUAAAAGUAUAAUUUAUAACUAUCAAAUGUGGUUUCCACAAUUUUAUAUUAAAAAUACUAACGCAUUAGAAUGUUUAAGCCGUAAUAAAACAUUAAAACAACGUCGUACAAUAGAAAAAUUUUUAAUUUCUAAGUACCAUUAUUUUGAAUGUGUAUCGGAAAAAUGUGGAAUAAUUAAGGCAAGUGAAUUUAUUGACGGAAUAAUAUCAAACCAUUUCAAAUUGAGAAAAAACAAUGCAAUGCCCAUACAACUCCCAAAAACACUAGUUUAUACUUCAAGCUUACCAAUUCUUGAAAGCAAAGUGAAAGAUGUGAAGCAAUUAGCGAAAUAUAUUUCAGAGCCAGCAUUGCAAUCAUUUUGGAAUUAUAUUAUAUUUUCGUUACAAACUGAGACACCUCAAGCAAGGCAAAAUAGAACAUAA